GUUCAUUGAAUGAUUUAAUGUGAUAGUCAAUGAGGAUGCAUGAAUCCAACCGACUUCCAUAACGGUUCCAAAAAUCAACCAAGGGUAGAAGAAGUGGAAUCGAACAGCCAAAUACGACGCCUUCCAACUGACUUUGAUCGGAAUUCAGCGUGGCCGGUGCAGCAAAUCUUCAUUGGCCGUAGGUUUAAACCGGAGUUGUUAAAACGCAGCAGAUCUGUCUUUCGUUCGUCGACAUUAUUUUUGGAGAAGAAGCCGUCUCAUGUGGGACCCCCUCAUGUGUUACCCUAGAGCCCAGAAACCCGAUUAUGUUAAGCUCAGAACACUGAUCUGAAAUAUUUAUUAACAAAAAGAGAAAAGUCCAUGAAUAAUUGUGAAGUGAAACGGUGAGUAUCAUCCAACCCGGGACACGUGUCGGCCUGUCAGACACCGACUUUAUGACGUGGCGCAACAGGAGGGAGACGAACAUAUUUUUAUAUAUAUAGAUAUAGAGACAAGGAUUCAGUAUAUAAACGCCUUCCUCUCCAUCCACCUAUUUGCACAUCUCAUAUCUUUCAAUAAUUAAGUAAAACACACGUCCUAAUAAAGUUAUAAAGAUAAAAUGGCGGGAAAAGUGUGUAUGGUGAUGGCACUUAUCAUGAUAGGGUGUGUUUUACAAGCAUGCAAUGGAGCCAAUGUUGAUGAGAGCAAGCCAGCACGAGUUUCAAGACUCGUUUGCUUCACAUCCUGUUCCAUAGCCUGUGGCAAACAAAACAAGCCUUGUUACGACAAAUGCUUGACCAAAUGUGGUCUUCCACAACGACCUUCUACACCAACAUCACCUUCUACCACCGCUUGAUCUGAUCUAUUUUAUUUGUGAUUUGUGCCUUACUGCCAAUGAUGUCAUCUAUAUGCUUUUGUUUUUUUUUUGUUCAAAAAUAUG
Molecule: messenger RNA, 919 nt
Organism: Brassica oleracea var. oleracea
Lineage: Eukaryota; Viridiplantae; Streptophyta; Magnoliopsida; Brassicales; Brassicaceae
Exons: 1
Coding region: 599-835 (78 amino acids)
Source: RefSeq, a predicted model, not a curated record